Molecule: messenger RNA, 976 nt
Organism: Oncorhynchus kisutch (coho salmon)
Lineage: Eukaryota; Metazoa; Chordata; Actinopteri; Salmoniformes; Salmonidae
Product: golgin subfamily A member 6-like protein 6
Exons: 2
Coding region: 5-976 (323 amino acids)
Source: RefSeq, a predicted model, not a curated record
AAAUAUGAUUAUGAGAGAAAGGGAGGAAGCAGGAAGAAGAAAGGAGGGGCAGAAAAAUAUUUUGGGGGAAAUUGAGGGACAGAAUGAACUGGAGAUAGAACAGGAGAGAGAGAUGGAAGAAAAGCAGGAAGUGAUUAAGGAAGCAGAGGAAGUGUACAGGGAAAGAGAAGAGAGAGGAAAGGAAGUAAGCAUGAAGAAACAUGUAGUAGUUAAUGUUAAAGCAAAAGCACGGGAAGUCUUCAAUAGGCGUAAAGAGAGGAGGUUAGAAGUGUUGAAGGGGGAACGAGAACACAUAGAAAGAGGACAACAAAUCAGGAGGGAGAAGGAGGAAAGACGGCUGGAGAUGGAAAGAAAACAGGAGAGGGCAAGACAACAAGAGGAGCAGGAUAGAAAACAAGACAUUGAAAUUGCUAGACAGAAAGAAAUGUUCAGACUAAGAGAGGAGGAGAGGCAGAGAGAGGAAGAGAGAGAGGAGCAGAGAAAGAGAGCCAUUGAAGGCCAUUUAGCUUUAAUCAGAGAGAAAGAGAAGAUUUUAGAGGUAAAGAAAAAAGAGGAGAUGGUGGAAGAGGAAAGAAGGGAGAUCCCUGAGUACAAGAGGGGUGACUUAGAGGACACUGAAGAGGAGGAGGAGAAGGAAGAUGACAAGGUGGACAUUCUCCCACCUGAUAAAAGUAUCCGAAGGAGAGCUGUGGGCUGGGUAAACAAGAAGUGGGAGAAGAGGAACCUCAAAAAGAUAGAGAGAACCUGUCAGAGAGAAGCUGAGGAGGGCGAUAAGAUCGUCCACAUAGUCAUCCCUGGACCCAUAAGGCUAACCAUGACCCGGGCAGAGAGAGAGAGGGAGAAGAGGAAGGAGCUGCUGAAGGCUGAGGAGAGAAGGAAGAAGUUGGAGGAUUUCAAUAAGCAGUGGAGAGUGCAGUCGCUGCUUAAAAAAACACACUCAUCAACAACUGAAGGAGGAGAGGGAGAAGAUGAAUGA